This is a messenger RNA of Benincasa hispida (wax gourd), 795 nucleotides long. The record is from RefSeq and is a predicted model, not a curated record. Lineage: Eukaryota; Viridiplantae; Streptophyta; Magnoliopsida; Cucurbitales; Cucurbitaceae.
AUGAACCCAAGAGCCAAUAAUCCUUCAAAAGAAUUCAACACACGCCCAACGACAUUAGAAGAUCAAGAAGAAAGGAUGCCUGAAUCCACAAGCCAUUCGGAGCCAAGCACGUCUAAUGCAAGAAAACCUGCGGUGCAGCUAAAUGCACCAUUCCCUAGACGCUUGAUGAAGAAGAAUGAUGAACAACAAUUUAAGCGUUUUCUUGAACUCCUGAGGCAACUGCACAUCAAUAUUCCACUUAUAGAAGCCUUGGAACAAAUGCCAAAAUAUGUCAAUUUUUUAAAGGAUAUUUUCACAAAGAAAAGAAGAAUCAGCAAGACGGAAGUAAUUGUGCUAAUACAGGAGUGCAAUGCGUUAGUCAGCAACAGACUACCCAAGAAACAGAAGAACCCGGGAAGCUUCACAGUCCGGGUUGGACGUGGACAUGCGUUGUGUGAUCUGGGAGCAAGCAUUAACCUCGUGCCGCUCUCAAUCUUGAAGAAAUUGGGAAUUGGUGAAGCACAACCCACUUCUGUAACUCUUCAACUCACUGACAAGAUGAUCAAGUACCCUGAAGGAAAGAUUGAAGAAGUUCUGGUAAAAGUUGACAACUUCAUAUUCCCUGUGGAUUUCAUCAUCCUAGAUUAUGAAGCAGACAGGGAUGUACUAAUUAUUCUUAGACGACCUUUUCUAGCCAUUGGGAAAGUAUUAAUAGACGUACAUAAGGGAGAAUUGACCAUGCACAUAGACAAUCAGGAAGUGAGGUUUAAUGUGUUAAACUCAUUAAAGUUCCCGGUAGUGAAGAAUGUCAACUGA